AUUUUUUGAUACAAAGCUGCAGCCGGUGUGUGUUGUGUUUGUUUUGAUCGAGUGAGUGAGAGAGUCCUGUCCACUGUUCACCUCACAGCCAAGGUUUUAGCUUUUUUGUUGUUGUCCGUUAAUAACAGCAGCCACAUAUAAUGAACGUGGUAGACCACCUGCGGGAAAUGGCAGUGUCUGGCCUCCACUCCAACGUCAGAUUAUUGAGCAGCCUGCUCCUGACCAUGAGCACCAACAGCACGGAGUUAUUUUCGCCUUCCCAGAAGUAUCAGCUGCUGGUGUACCAUGCUGAUGCUCUCUUUCAUGAUAAGGAGUACCGGAACGCGGCAUGCAAGUACACUAUGGCGUUGCAGCAGAAGAAGACCCUAAGCAAGAUCUCUAAAGUGAGGCCAUUCCCUGGGAGCACUACAUCUUCCCCACAGGCCCAGAGCCUGCCGUCUGAGAUUGAAUUGAGGUAUAAAAUAGCUGAGUGCUACACCAUUCUGAAGCUGGAUAAAGAUGCCAUCGCAGUGCUGGAAGGGAUUCCGACCAGACAGAGGACUCCCAAGAUUAACAUGAUGCUGGCUAAUCUGUACAAGAAGGCUGGACAGGAGCGCUCGGCUGUGACCAGCUACAAGGAAGUCAUCAGACAGUGUCCCCUCGCUCUUGAUGCCAUCAUAGGUCUGCUGUCGCUGUCUGUGAAAGGUGCAGAAGUGGCUUCAAUGGCUAUGGAUGUGAUUCAGAGCAUCCCCAAUCUGGACUGGCUGUCAGUGUGGAUAAAGGCGUAUGCUUUCAUACAUUCUGGUGAUAACAUGAGAGCCAUCAACACCAUCUGCUCCCUGGAGAAGAAGUCCCUGCUUCGUGAUAACGUGGAUUUGCUGAUUAGCCUUGCAGAUCUGUAUUUCAGAGCUGGGGACACGAAGAACUCCAUCCUCAAGUUUGAGCAGGCCCAGAUGCUGGACCCCUAUGUGAUCAAAGGAAUGGACGUGUAUGGGUACCUUCUGGCUCGAGAGGGCCAUCUAGAGGAUGUUGAGGUCCUAGGAGGACGUCUGUUCAACAUCUCCGACCAGCAUGCUGAACCCUGGGUGAUCUCAGGGUGCCACAGCUUCUACAGUAAGCGGUACUCUCGGGCACUCUACCUGGGAGCCAAGGCCAUCCAGCUGAACAGUAGCAGUGUACAGGCCCUGCUGCUGAAGGGAGCUGCUCUGAGGAAUAUGGUGCGCGUCCAGGAGGCCAUCAUCCACUUCAGAGAGGCCAUGCGCCUCGCCCCCUGUCGCCUGGACUGCUAUGAAGGUCUCAUUGACUGUUACCUGGCGUCGAACAGUAUUCGUGAAGCCAUGGGGAUGGCAAACAAUGUGUACAAGACCCUGGGAGCGAACGCUCAGACGCUCACCAUCCUAGCCACCGUGUGUCUGGAGGACCCCAUGACACAGGAGAAGGCCAAGACUCUGCUGGACAAGGCGCUGGCACAGAGACCAGACUACAUCAAAGCUGUGGUCAAGAAGGGCGAGCUGCUCGGCCGAGAACAGAAAUACGAGGAGGGAAUCGCUCUGCUGCGGAACGCCCUCGGCAACCAGAGCGACUGUGUGCUGCACAGGAUGCUGGGAGAUUUCCUGGUGGCUGUCAAUGACUAUCAGGAGGCCAUGGACCAGUACAGCAUCGCACUGAGCCUGGACCCGAAUGACCAGAAGUCUCUGGAGGGCAUGCAGAAGAUGGAGAAGGAGGAGAGCCCGACGGAGGCGACUGCAGAUGAGGAUGUGGAUGAUAUGGAGGGCAGCGGGGAGGAAGGGGACCUGGAGGGCAGUGACAGCGAGGCCGCGCAGUGGGCUGACCAGGAGCAGUGGUUCGGCAUGCAGUGACCCAGUGAGACCGGGCUGGGCCGGACAAGGUACCGCCAGGGGAGAGCCAUCUUUUCAUUGACACAGUGAGCCAGGCACUGACCCCUAGCACAUAGUGCCACCUGGUGGUAGACUUCACCUACUGCUUGUGAGAAUCAAGGAUCACACUGUUAGUCAAAGAAAGGUUUGGUAAGCUUAGUGCUUAUGAUUCCCAACUUAAAGUUUAAGAUAAUAUAAUUGGACAAAAGCCAUCUCUCCCAUUACUUUUUUGACUAACUACUCAAAUGGGUGCAAUGUGAGAAUGAACCUGGCAGAGCCUCCUACCUACCUGAAAAGACUUGUGAAUGUUCCUUUUUUUUUCUUUUGACAAAGAUUUUUGAAUAUAAUGUAUUUUUGUAUUAUUUUAAUGGAAUAUCUUUUUUUUUUCAUAACCUGAACUGAAAAUCAUUGGCUUGUAAUAGUUGUGUACCAAAGAGCUGCAGGAUGAAAGGAACAGUGAACAGGAACGGCAAGGAUUUUAUCUUGUUGCACACUACGGCAUGGUCUGCGUGUGGAGAGAGUCACAUGCCUGCUGCAGCCUCGGUGCACUAAAUGCAUCAUUUCCCUUUUGUGGAAAGCUUUCUGGUUAAGACUUUUCUAACCCGUUUAAUCAAGUACUACUUGAAAAACCCAGAAUAUGAAAUAACAAAAUCUUAACUUUCAGCCUUCUAGCUUCUUGUGGUCUAUUUAUGUCGAAUAUUGUCGUUUGUAUUCUGUGUACUAAAUUAGCACGUGUGUACCGAGAUUACAGAGCUUCUUAUUCAGUUAUUAUGACUUUAAAUUGUGGUGCUUUGUUGAUCUUUUUGUUGCCUUGGUCUCUUAACAGCUCUUGCAGUGGUUUUAAAGCAGUGUUCACGAAGGAUUAGCACUCCCUGGCAUACUAAUGCUUUGUGAAUACAGCCCGUAAGACCCAAAUAUUAGUGGACUUGGGUCCCAGUGUUUACGGAUUGGGGAUGGCGUCCAGGAGAUACUGGUGUCAAAUACCCUCUUAGCCACUAGCUAACUGAAAGAAUGUGGAUGUACAAUUAUGAUACACAGUGUUUCAGGCUGGUAUAUUCUUAACAAUAUAACUGAAAAAAAUUACUUUUUGUUAAGUUUUCUAAGAAAAAAAAAGUUUAACGUAUACAAUGCAAAAGGGUUUGUAUGAGUUAAUGGCUUUUGUGUACAUAAGUAAAAUAACCUCUUUUGUGUACUUUAAAAAAAAAAAAAAAAAAAUGUGCUUGUUGGAAAAAAUUAAUAAAUCCAUUGGGAAAUAUCUGACUCAACAAAUGUGUUGAAUGGUGUUUCGAGAUUAAUUAGACCUAUUCAGCAGGGCGAGGAUUCAUGCUCUGUAUGGUCACCCGUGAAUUUAUUACAAUUGCAUUCAGGUAUUCUUGGCUCAUACAUCACUGUCCCAAUAAAAGUGUGCCGAUCUAAUGCUUUGGCGUCAAUGCACCUCUUGCCGUUUAUUGUAGCAGAGAACCCUUAUUUAAUCAGCAUUGAUUGAUUUAUUUAAAAAUGAAAUGCUCAAAUCUGAUUCCUAAACAGUGGCCCCUGGUGGUGGGACAGGGUUGACUCUUCCAAUUGGCACAUGCAUCUUUCUAGUAUUUUUGGCUCACAUAUUUAUUUGCUCUUCAGUGUUAAACAUGAAUGCUAUGUGAAAAGGGUUUUCUUUUGCCAUUCUGGUUUUCAGUUCUCCCUCCCCCAUCACUUGUAAUAUUUGAAAUGGAUGUCUUUCAGGUUGUGAUGUAGAUGAACAUCUCUGAUCUUAUGGAUAACCAGUAGUUCUGAAUACAAGUAGUUUUAU
Polyodon spathula (Mississippi paddlefish) is the source of this 3642-nucleotide messenger RNA. Its product is annotated as anaphase-promoting complex subunit 7-like. Gene Ontology annotation, biological process: cell division. Lineage: Eukaryota; Metazoa; Chordata; Actinopteri; Acipenseriformes; Polyodontidae. The transcript has 11 exons. Gene Ontology annotation, molecular function: protein binding. The record is from RefSeq and is a predicted model, not a curated record. The coding region runs from base 141 to 1838 and encodes 565 amino acids.